Hippocampus comes (tiger tail seahorse) is the source of this 1132-nucleotide messenger RNA. RefSeq lists its product as uncharacterized. The record is from RefSeq and is a predicted model, not a curated record. Lineage: Eukaryota; Metazoa; Chordata; Actinopteri; Syngnathiformes; Syngnathidae. Gene Ontology annotation, biological process: protein ubiquitination; negative regulation of organ growth. The transcript has 10 exons. Gene Ontology annotation, molecular function: zinc ion binding; ubiquitin-protein transferase activity. Bases 30 to 1061 code for a protein of 343 amino acids.
UGGAUGGUAUUAUACAAAUUGGAUGGGGAAUGUUGAGAAUGGAGUCUUCCCUCACGGCCGACUGGAGCGGUGCUGAAGACGACCAACUGGACCGAGCUUUCCUCGUGGACGAAUUGUCGCUCGUCGUCCCAGAGACUCCCAGCCCGCAGCUCACCAAGGUCAGGCGAUGGACACGUAUUGCAGAGGACCCGUCCAGCCCGGUGAUGACACGUCGUUCAGCGGCUCGAGCGAAACGUUCCCACGCCGCCGUCGGUGCGUCCGGACCGCCUAAGCGCAGGAAGCUAGCGACGGCGCGGGAGGAACGCGGCCUGAUGGCCGUGUCUGCCACAGGACUGUCUCCCGUCCACGGCUGGCUGGAUGCUUCCCCUGCUUUGUCCUCGUAUUCGUCAUCCUCGUCGUCAUCCUUAUCCUCCCCCGUGACGAUGACCUCGGAAGUGGUGGCGAAGCCGGCGGUCGGUUCGCCGUCCGACUCGUUGUCCUUCCUGACGGCGGAGGAGAGGAGGUGGCUGAGCGGCGAGCAGCACGCUGCCUCAACAGCAGCAGUGCAGGAUGUUGUCAUCGACGAUGACGACGGCGACUUGUCGGUUCGCGCGGUGCAGAUGGAGGAAGACGAAGCUUUUGCGCGAAGCCUGCAGGCUCACUUUGACCAAGAGGAGGCGGAGUCACAUCACCGACAUCAUCACAGGCACGACGCGCUCCACCACGCUCACGCCGACCGCUCACCACGGCGAGGGAUAGGUCGCCGCGGAAGACGCCAGCAGAGGACCGCGGAUGACUUGUCCGACGACGACGACUACGAGGCGCUCCUGGCGCUGGAGGAACAGCAGGGGGCCGUCGUGUCCAAGAAGCUGCCACGCACCCAAGUCCUGCGCUUCCCCGUCAAGUGCUUCCGGCCGGGCGCUGGCAACGCGCGAUGUCAGAUCUGCUUCGGCGACUACGACGAUGGCGAUCAACUGAGGAUGUUGCCAUGUUUCCACGACUACCACGUGGCCUGUAUCGACCGCUGGUUGCGGGAUAACACCACCUGCCCCAUAUGCAGAGUCGACCUGGCCGACCUCUGACCUCUUGUACAUUGCAUGCAUGUGUUGUUCUCAUCUUUCUUAAUAAAAACUCGAAUUUUGUUGACCUUAAA